Messenger RNA from Schistosoma guineensis, 2733 nucleotides. The record is from the annotation of a GenBank genome assembly. Lineage: Eukaryota; Metazoa; Platyhelminthes; Trematoda; Strigeidida; Schistosomatidae.
AUGGUCUUGAGACGAGGAGAGACUACUAGCCGUGGUUGGCGUUCUAAAAGCAAUCAUCGUUGCUGCUUCAAUUCCCUGUUUAGAAACAAAGAAACUAGAUAUGUAUCGGAUUCUGUUUGUUCCACUUCUUCUUCAUCAGCUGGUCAUCGAAAACGGUCCAGCACAUCCGAAAAAGCAUCCUCUGGUUAUGGUUGUUCAGACCCUAAAAGACGUCGUGUUUCAGAACGUAGUAAAAGGCGGAAUCAUAGUUCCCAUGUAUCAGUUCCUAAUUUCAAUCAUACAACGAGCACAUGUAAGGCAGUACGUAUCUCUGGUGAUAAGGGCCGUCCUCGAGACCGUUCUAACAGUUCCUCCUGCAGUGGCAUCGCUCCUAGUCAUGCUACCAAACCUCCGCCUCACCAUCCAACUAAGCGAGAACGGCAGCGUAGUCCAAGUAUCGAAAUCCAUGAUGGGCAUUCAAUGCGCGUUCACUUACAUAAUGGGCAAUUUCCUGGUUCUCCGAGACUCCCUGACAGAGAUGACAAGCAAAUAGCACGUCGGAAGAGAGAAGAAAAGCGUCGCGAUGAAAAAGCACGAAGGAAAGCUAGUCAUGAGCAUCACAAACGCAAACCAUCUGCUAUUGUACCGGUCGGUGACACUAUCAAGCGACGCUUUCGAGUGGAGAAGAUACUAGGAGAGGGUAGCUAUGGGCAAGUUUUUGAAUGUUUUGACUUGUACACAAAUUCGUUGACUGCUGUCAAGGCUCUUAAACCUCAGAGUGAUUAUAGUGAUGCUGCGCGUCACGAGGUUAAUGUUUUAGAAACUAUUGCAAGAUUAGAUGCCAAAGAUCGAUCCCAUUGCAUAUCAUCUAUAGAUUUCUUCGAAUGGCAUGAACACUUCUAUAUUGUAUUUCCUCUACUUGGUCCAAGUGUUUUUACAUUUCUUGAAAAGAAUGAGUACGAACCGUACACCAUUGAACAAUGUGCAAUAAUUAUCCGACAGUUGUGUGAGGCUGUUGCCUUUUUGCAUCGAAAUAAGCUCACACACACAGAUUUAAAACCUGAGAAUAUUUUAUUUGUUGAUGGUCUGUCAAGUAUUCUGGAUUCUCGAACUCUGUUAUAUGCUGAUGAAAUUAGUGUAAAGAAACUAGUACAAGAACCUUCGGGUAUAUUGACUGUGCAAGAUAGCUUUAAUAUGACAGAUGAUUACGCAAUCAGAAACAAAGAAACUAGAUAUGUAUCGGAUUCUGUUUGUUCCACUUCUUCUUCAUCAGCUGGUCAUCGAAAACGGUCCAGCACAUCCGAAAAAGCAUCCUCUGGUUAUGGUUGUUCAGACCCUAAAAGACGUCGUGUUUCAGAACGUAGUAAAAGGCGGAAUCAUAGUUCCCAUGUAUCAGUUCCUAAUUUCAAUCAUACAACGAGCACAUGUAAGGCAGUACGUAUCUCUGGUGAUAAGGGCCGUCCUCGAGACCGUUCUAACAGUUCCUCCUGCAGUGGCAUCGCUCCUAGUCAUGCUACCAAACCUCCGCCUCACCAUCCAACUAAGCGAGAACGGCAGCGUAGUCCAAGUAUCGAAAUCCAUGAUGGGCAUUCAAUGCGCGUUCACUUACAUAAUGGGCAAUUUCCUGGUUCUCCGAGACUCCCUGACAGAGAUGACAAGCAAAUAGCACGUCGGAAGAGAGAAGAAAAGCGUCGCGAUGAAAAAGCACGAAGGAAAGCUAGUCAUGAGCAUCACAAACGCAAACCAUCUGCUAUUGUACCGGUCGGUGACACUAUCAAGCGACGCUUUCGAGUGGAGAAGAUACUAGGAGAGGGUAGCUAUGGGCAAGUUUUUGAAUGUUUUGACUUGUACACAAAUUCGUUGACUGCUGUCAAGGCUCUUAAACCUCAGAGUGAUUAUAGUGAUGCUGCGCGUCACGAGGUUAAUGUUUUAGAAACUAUUGCAAGAUUAGAUGCCAAAGAUCGAUCCCAUUGCAUAUCAUCUAUAGAUUUCUUCGAAUGGCAUGAACACUUCUAUAUUGUAUUUCCUCUACUUGGUCCAAGUGUUUUUACAUUUCUUGAAAAGAAUGAGUACGAACCGUACACCAUUGAACAAUGUGCAAUAAUUAUCCGACAGUUGUGUGAGGCUGUUGCCUUUUUGCAUCGAAAUAAGCUCACACACACAGAUUUAAAACCUGAGAAUAUUUUAUUUGUUGAUGGUACUUACGACGAAGUUUAUGUCAACCAUCGUGGCAGAACAGUACGGCGAAUCCGUAAUCCAUCCAUAAAGCUUAUAGACUUCGGAUCAGCCACUUUCGAUGAAGAUCACCACUCGACUACCAUACAGACACGGCACUAUCGUGCUCCUGAAGUUGUUAUGGAGCUUGGAUGGGAUCGAUCUGCUGAUGUAUGGUCUAUAGGAUGUAUUUUGUAUGAAUUGGUGACAGGACAAUGUUUAUUCAUGACACAUGAUAACCUUGAGCACCUAGCUAUGAUGGAACGUUUACUAGGGACUCUCCCAAAAUGUAUGACAAAGGUGUCCCGUCGACGACGAUAUUUCCGCCAUGGUCGGUUAGAUUGGUCUCCUGCUUCUUCAGAGUCUCGUUACGUUAGGAGAGUUCUGAAACCUCUUGGUGACUACUGGUUUUCUAAUUCUGACCUUUACAAGCGCCUGGCUUUCGAUCUUGUAAAAGAGAUGUUGGUGUACAUUCCGUCAGAACGAAUUACCUGUUCCAGAGCAUUAGAGCAUCCUUUUAUUCUUUCGUUUCAUAGUUGA